AUGCCUUUCUAUCUCCCUCUCUAUCUAUCUAUCUAUCUAUCUAUCUAUCUAUCUAUCUAUCUUAAGUUUUUUAUGUCUAUCAUAAUCUCUUUGUAUAUAUCUAUCUUAAUAUAUCUAUCUAUCUAUCUCACCUUAUUACAUAUCUAUCUAUCUAUCUAUCUAUCUAUCUAUCCUGUCCUUUCUCUCUCUCUCUCUAAGUAUAUUCUGCUCUCUCUCUCUCUCUCUCUUUCUCUAUCUAUCUCAGGCUUUGAGAUAUCUAUCUAUCUAUCAAUCUAUCUAUCUAUCUCAGGCUGUUCAUAUCUAUCUAUUUAUUCUUUUCAUAUCUAUCUCAGUCUGUUCCUAUCUGUCUAUUUAUCGAUCUAUCUCAGCCUGAUUUUAUCUACCUCAGUUUGUUCUAUCUGUCUAUCUAUGCCUGUUUAUUAUCUAUCUAUCUAUCUAUCUAUCUAUCUAUCUAUCUAUCUAUGCCUGUUUAUUAUCUAUCUAUCUAUCUAUCUAUCUAUCUACUUUGGUCUGUUCAUUCUCUCUCUCUCUCUCUAUCUAUCUAUCUAUCUAUGCCUGUUUAUUAUCUAUCUAUCUAUCUAUCUAUCUAUCUAUCUACUUUGGUCUGUUCAUUCUCUCUCUCUCUCUCUCUUAUCUAUCUAUCUAUCUAUCUAUCUAUGCCUGUUUAUUAUCUAUCUAUCUAUCUAUCUAUCUAUCUAUCUAUCUAUCUACUUUGGUCUGUUCAUUCUCUCUCUCUCUCUCUCUCUUUAUCUAUCUAUCUAUCUAUCAGUCUGUCAUAUUCUGUUCCUUUUUAUUAUCUAUCUAUCUGUCUAUCUAUCUAUUUUGAUCUGUUUAUUGUCUAUCUAUCUCUCUAUCUUCCUCUAUUCAUCUAUCUAUCUAUCUAUCUAUCUAUCUAUCUCAGUCUGUUCGUAUCUAUCUAUCUAUCUAUCUAUCACAGUCUGUUUGUAUCUAUCUAUCUAUCUAUCUCAGUCUGUUCGUAUCUAUCUAUCUAUCUAUCUAUCUAAGGCUGUUGGUUAUCUAUUUAUCUAUCUAUCUAAGGCUGUUGAUAUCUAUCUAUCUAUCUAUCUAUCAGGUUGUUCAUAUCUAUUUCAGAUUGUUCUUAUCUAUCUAUGUUUAUUUUCUAUCUAUCUAUCUAUCUAUCUAUCUAUCUAUCUAUCUAAGUCUGUUGAUAUCUAUCUAUCUAUCUAUCUAUCUAUCUAUCAGGUCGUUCAUAUCUAUUUCAGACUGUUCUUAUCUAUCUAUCUAUGUUUAUUUUCUAUCUAUCUAUCUAUCUAUCUAUAUUCAUUCAUAUCUAUUCAUCUAUCUAAGGCUGUUGAUAUCAUUCUAUCUAUCUAUUCAUCUAUCUAUCUGUCAUUCUAUCAGGUUGUUCAUAUCUAUUUCAGACUGUUCUUAUUUUCUAUCUAUCUAUCUGUCAUCUAUCUAUCUAUCUAUCAUAUCAUCUAUCUAAGGCUGUUGAUAUCAUCUAUUAUGUUUAUUUUCUAUCUAUCUAUCUAA
Molecule: messenger RNA, 1494 nt
Organism: Acanthosepion pharaonis
Lineage: Eukaryota; Metazoa; Mollusca; Cephalopoda; Sepiida; Sepiidae
Source: the annotation of a GenBank genome assembly